AUAAAUUAAACAAGUACGCACAUUGUCAACGAGGCUAACACGUGCCGUGAAACUUUUCUAGCUACACUCCUACACGUGCCUCAUUCCUCUCUCCCUUAAGUAAACCCAUUCUGCCACCCAUGAAAGACGUUAACUCAUCCUCACUCUUCAUUCAACUACAGACUCUUCGUCUUCAUCCUUGAUUCCCUUUUGUAUCUCAACCCAAUUGGCAAGAACGUUCAUUUCAAUGGCUCCACCGCCAAGCACAGAUACACCGAAUUUUCACAUGCCUUCAGGGAGACCGCCGAGGCCCAAACCAUUUGUAUGCUUUUCUUUCGCAGCGUACGCGAAAACCCUCGUCGACCGACUCGUGUCCUUCAAUAUCCCUGUUUUACCAGGCCUUACGGACGAAGAGAUCGCCGCCAUUGAAGCUUCUUUCGAGUUCGCUUUCCCUCCCGAUCUCCGCUCAAUUCUCCAGGUGGGCCUCCCCGUGGGGCCCCACUUCCCCAAUUGGCGGUCGUCUUCUCCGCAGCAGAUUCGCAUCCUCCUCAGUCUUCCCGUCCUCAAUAUUUCCAAGAACAUAUCCCGCCACAGCUUCUGGUCUGAUUCUUGGGGGCCGAAACCCCGAAACGACGAUGGUGGUCUGUCGUUUGUUGAACCACUACUGCGAAACGCACCGGUUCUUGUCCCCAUUUACAGGAACUGUUACAUCCCUUCGACAACGCCGAAUUUAGCGGGGAACCCAGUGUUUUACGUCGACGGGGAGAGCGUUCGGGUCUUGAGCUUUGACGUCGCCGGGUUCUUUCAGCAGUUCGAGCUGUUCUUGGAGGCGGGCGGUGGUCUCGAGAGCUACGAGUUGAUCACUUUGAUCGGGAGUGAAUUCAAGAAGCCGGCUUGUGCGCCGGCUUGGGCGGCGAAAGCGGCGCGCCGAAUCGAUUUCUGGUCCGACACGGCGGAGAGGGGGAGGCGAAUUGUGGAGCGUGGGGACACGCGAGGAUGGUGGUGCAGCGAGGAGGGAUACCGUUUGGGGUUGAGCGCGUGUUUGGAGGAAGUGUUUUGGAGGCUGAGAGACGGAGGUUGGACUGAAGAGGAGGUGAGAGAGAUGAUGACGGUAAUGGACGGCUGUGAUCGGGAGGGUAGAGAUAGUGCGGUAUGCCAGCUCGUAGGUGAUAAUCUUAUUACGGAGGAGGACUUGACGUGGCACGUAAGAGUUCUGUCUCUGGUGUUAUUACGUGCGGGGUGGACCAAAGAAGAUGUGGUGUACUCUCUUGAUCUUGAUGAUGAAAUCGACGGUGAUGAGAGCGCUGGUUUAGAGUUCCAUCACCAAAACUUAAGCAGCAGAUGUUCAACCCGGGAGGAUGAUCAUCACCAUGAAAAAAGCAGCAUCAAGCCGUUGAUGCACCUGCUUUCUCUUGAGACAUGAAUCGCACCGUUGGAUCUAAUAAGAGUUUCUUACCGUAUUUUCCGCGAGUACAGAUUGACAUUCAAUUAAUUAUUUGUAAAUGCAAAUUUUUUUCCGGGGGGCUUAAUAAGGAUAGAUAUGGGUAUAAUCAUCUAGAGCUAAAUUCUAAUAUGAGGCAAGAUCAUGGCCGUGUAUCUAGAUUCUUGGCUUUAUACAGCUAGUGAUCAUAUGAUAAUCUGGUCUAACAAUUUAGUAUACCAAAUUGACGGUCCUGAUUAAUGCUCA
Carica papaya (papaya) is the source of this 1666-nucleotide messenger RNA. RefSeq lists its product as uncharacterized. NCBI's taxonomy places the organism in Eukaryota, Viridiplantae, Streptophyta, Magnoliopsida, Brassicales, Caricaceae. The record is from RefSeq and is a predicted model, not a curated record.